Molecule: messenger RNA, 408 nt
Organism: Mesorhabditis spiculigera
Lineage: Eukaryota; Metazoa; Nematoda; Chromadorea; Rhabditida; Rhabditidae
Source: the annotation of a GenBank genome assembly
AUGACUAACGGUACUCUGCCAUAUGGUUGGUGGUGGGACGGCUGCAUCUAUGAUUACUACAUCAACUGCGGCAACUACGUGCCAAUUUGCCUCAACGCCGCUGUGAUCACGGCAUACAACGCGAGCGCGGGAGGCUGCAUCAAAAAAGGCUGCCCGCCUACGAUGCACCCGUGCAAAGGAGAAAACGGAACGGAAUGCCUCUCCUACGACGACCUGAAGUCGGUCCGUUACAAGAAAGGAGGAGACAUAUGUGUCCUUGCCACAGCCGAGGAGAAGGCUGCUGCGAGGCCCACCCCUCCGCCGGCUGCCCAGGAAAAAACCGAACCGGAAGUAUCGUCCUCAUCCCGGUUCCGGCAUCUCGUGAACUCCGUCUUCAUCCUCCUCAUCACGAAGCCGUCGGCCGAUUUU